Messenger RNA from Zeugodacus cucurbitae (melon fly), 2155 nucleotides. Its product is annotated as alpha-tocopherol transfer protein. The coding region runs from base 170 to 1033 and encodes 287 amino acids. NCBI's taxonomy places the organism in Eukaryota, Metazoa, Arthropoda, Insecta, Diptera, Tephritidae. Gene Ontology annotation, molecular function: phosphatidylinositol bisphosphate binding. Gene Ontology annotation, cellular component: membrane. The record is from RefSeq and is a predicted model, not a curated record. The transcript is spliced from 6 exons.
GUUAUAGAUUAUUUUAAAUAAAUUUGCUCUUGGUGCUUCGUGCUUUAACCGAGCAGCACAAAAAUACCCAUAAUCGCUUUGAUACUUACACUCAUAACGGCAGUUUAUACAGAUCUUUGUUUCGAAAAGGUUUUAAAGUGAAAAGCUUGUGGAUAGGAAAUCCAUUAAAAUGCCAUCCAUUGAAAUUAAGCACGAUUUAGAUCUUGACUCUGAAUUACCAGAGCAAUUUCAAAAGAUCGCUAUAGAACAGGGCGAAUGUGAAGAUACAAAACACCAGAUUAUAGAUGAUUUCCGUAAACAUAUCUUGGAACAAGACGGCUGCAGACCUCACCGAACGGAUGAUGUGUAUUUGCAGAAAUUUUUACGUGCGCGCUUUUGGCGUAUUGAUGACAGUUAUCAAUUGAUGGUUAAUUAUUACAAAUUUCGUGGACAAAAUAAAACAUAUUAUGAAAAGGUGCGACCGUUGGAACUGAAGAGUUUAGGCGAUGAGGAUAUUAUAUCAGUAACACCAUAUCGAGACCAAACGGGACAUCGUAUUUUAAUCUAUCGUUUUGGCGCAUGGAAACCGAAUAAAAUCAGCGUUGAUGACAUCUUUCGUGCGACUAUCAUUCUGCUAGAAUUGGGAUCUCUAGAGCCGAUAGCACAAGUGGUUGGCGGUGUGGGCAUAUUUGACUUAAAAGAUCUGAGUUUGAAUCAUAUAUUUCAUUUAAGCCCAAGCGUGGCACAAAAGAUGAUUGCUUUGCUGGUGACGUCAAUGCCUGUGCGGACUGCAGCCUUGCAUAUUGUGAAUCAAAAUUGGGCAUUUAAUGCGGCUUACAAUAUUUUUAAACCAUUCUUAAACUCUGCAAUGAAAGAGCGUUUGUUCAUACAUGGUUCGGAUAUGAAGUCUCUUCAUAAGCACAUAAGCCCAGAUCAUUUACCUAAAAGGUACGGUGGUGUGCACGAUGAUUAUCCUUAUCAACUAUGGCUGGACAAUUUGACUGAUAAUGAGAGAGUACAUAUUGAGCUAGGUCAAUUAGGAUACAUAUUUUAACAGUUCUAUUCUGUGCACUUGACAAAAUAACAAAAAAGUUUAAAAUUUUUUCAGAUUUUUAUCAAGUAAGAACGUUUUUGGUAUUCUGUGACAAUUUUGAUAAAAUAAAAAGCUUCAGUACGCAUAGCUUUUCCCCACACGUGUGGGAAACAAAAUAAUGUAAACAGAAACAGCUGAUUCUGUCCAAUUAUAUUCGAAUUGAAUUGAAAAAUUGAUUUGAAUUAUUUUUUAACGUAAGUUUUCAAAUACAUUUCAAUAUUUGUUGCAAAAUAGUUAAUAAUUUAACUUCAAUUUCACAAUAAAUCCAUUGCUUUUGGUCUAGACUUUUCUUAGGGUGCGCAAAUAUUCCAUGCUCCGAAUCAGGGAGUGCCGCGCGUAAAUAAAGUUGAUUGAUAACCAAAUGGCACAGCCUAUAUAUUCACUUUUCCAUCCCAGAUCCUCCAUAGUCUUUUGCUCCCUCGCAAAGCCGUUGAAUACUUCAUAAUAUAAUACAUAUACAUAUGUCCUUUAUAAUAUAUUUAAAACUGUUUGGAAUGCAAGUUUGAUUUAGUUGGUUGUUAUGUUUUGCUUCAGAAAAGUUCCUUGGGGACUACGAAAUCUAAACUUUGUUCUUUGUUGGCAAAAAUUUGCUAAGCUGUAAUCGCAUGCAAUAUAUAGAAAACCAUUUCGUCAAUGUUACCCUCAUUAUCCUCAUUUUUUUAUACAAAAAACGGCAAAAUAAACUUCUUAAUAUAUUAUAAAAACGGCUCAAUAACGCGAGCCAUCCACAUGUUCAUAUUUUUCCUCUUUGUAUAAAACUAACGACAAAAGUAAGAUAUCUCCAUUGCAACAAAUACACUUUCACAACUAUCCACAGCGAGAUAUUUUAUUUGUCAAGAGCAUUUUACUUCUUAACAACUUAUAAAGAAAAGAGCUUUUUAUUUUAGACACAGAAUACGAAAUGCUUGAUAAAUUUAAAUUUUUUACAAAUUAGAAAUUUGUUGAAUUUGUAAAGUGCACAGAAUAGGGCUGUAAGUGUACAUUAAAUGUUUUUCUACUGUUUAUAUAUAUAUAUAUACAUGUGUAAUUUUACUUAAUUUACAACUUUUAUUUUCUGAAAGAAUAAGACAACAAUCAAAUAAA